AUGCCGGUGUUGCAAGGCGGCGAUUGGUACCACAUCGAGGGGGAGACCCCCGCACAGCUGAAGGAGCCUGAACAAAAGGCAGAAAACAAGCCCGGACAUCGCCCUCUGGGCUCCUACAAGCUGCCGAAAUGGGUCUACCACCCGGAGCGAGCCAACCGCAGGAUUGUCAUCAACAAAGAGGACUACUUCGGAAUGGCAGCAGACGGCCUGCGGAACUUUGAUUUGUGGAAUGUGGCCCACGUCGCCGCAUACCACGACGACUUGAAACUCUUGUCGAUGGCCACUCUUGAGCAAUGCAAGGAGCCAAACAGGUGGGGAAUGACCCCAAUGCACAUGACUGGCUUGGGACAACAUCCUUACGGCCCCUCGCUUUGCGUCCUCUGGGAGCUAGUCCAGAUGGGGGCAGCGGACCCAAUGGCCCUGAACUCUGCAGACCAAAGUCCCUGGCACAUCGCGCAGCGGAUGCAGAAGCCAUCCCACCUGAAGAAGUGGGAGAAGGUGGUGUUCAAAGGCGGAAAGCCGGAGGAGUACGAUAGCAAGAAGGAGGCGCAGCUGAAGCCACGGGGCAAAUUCGCGCGAGCCCUUGGCCUGGACCCGGCCGUGGCCGAGGACACCUCGAAGCCGCUUCCGGUUUGCUUGGUGUUCCCAGGCCAGGGGGCACAGUACGUUGGCAUGCUGCAGAAGCAGAAGGACCUUCCGGCGGUUAAGGCCAUGCUCGCAAAAGCAAAGGAGGUUCUCGGCUACGACCUGGCAGAGAUCCUUCAAAAUGGUCCGGAGGACAAGUUAGCAGAGACGAAAUACUGCCAACCUGCGAUGUACAUAGCCGGCAUGGCCGCGUUAGAACAGUUGAAGCUGGAGGAGGAGGACAAAGUCAGCAGAUGUCGAGCAGUCGCUGGGCUCUCCUUGGGCGAAUACGUCGCGCUGACCGCUGCGGGCGUUUUUGACUUUGAGACUGGGUUGCGGCUCAUCAAGGUCCGAUCUGAGGCCAUGCAGUUCGAACUCUCUGGUGGCCGGCCCGGUGCGAAGGCCCAGGGCAUGUGCCUCGUGGUCGGCCUGGUCAAGGACGAGGUCGAGCGACUCUGCAAAGAGUGCGCUGGCAAGGGCGAAACUUGCCAGAUCGCUGCCUGCCUAUUCUCGCGAGCUUUCUCGGUCGCCGGAAGCCGCUCUGCUGUCGAGUCCUUCGUGGAAAAGUCGCUGGCAGCCGGUGCGUUGCAGUGUUCUCUGCUGAAAAACUCCGGCGCUUUCCACACCCCUGAGAUGUUGGAUGUUCGCAACAUCGUGGUUAAGGAGCUGGAGGCUGCCAAGGCCAGCAUGAAGCCUCCUCGCUGUACUGUCUAUGCGAAUGCGACGGCGAAAGCGAUCGGGCCGGACACACCCAUUCAGGAGAUUGUGAAGCUGCUCGCGGAUCAGAUGGUUUCGCCAGUGCUGUGGGAGCAGUCCAUGCAGCAGGCGAUCAGAGACGGCUGCACCGAGUUCUACGAGCUCGGACCUGGCUCUCAGCUGAAGGGCAUCCUGAAGCGAAUAGACGGCAAGAUUGCCGACAAGAUGUGGCUUCGAGCCGUUCACCUGUCGGAGAUCCUGAUUCGUAAGAUGUCCUACAACUUGGCCUUCAACCUAGCCGGCAAUCCUGUCCCGGUUGGCGCCAACGAGACUCUCCUUGCAGAGGAUACCAACCUCACGAAUUUCACGUACCUGCAGGUCUAUGCCAGGUCAGCGCUGGCAGAGCAGACAACGCCGACGCAGUUCCCCAUUAGCGAUGCGGCCUCGACUGUCCAAGGCCUUGACUUCGUCGACAAGGAUUUGGAUGCCGGCGAGUUGGGCGGCAUUGUCACAUGGCAGACACCUGUGGACACAUCGCAGCUCGUCCACUACCGCGUGUUUUUGCUCGACAACACGGGGAACAGGUCUCAGAUCGGCGGGGAUUUGCCACCCAAUGUGCAAACGGCCACAGUCGCAGCUGAUCAGCCACUCGCGGCAAGCACUGCAGCCGCUGUCUUUGCGAAGUCUUCCCUCUUCGAACAGACAACCCCGGCAUCAGUCGAAAUCAGCGAUAUCGAGUCCGUGGCAACGGACCUGCAGUUCGAAGACUUGGAUCUGGACACGGAUCAGUUCGGAGGGGUGUUGAACUUCUCAGAGCCAGCCGAUGCUACUCAGGUUGCGGCCUAUUCGCUCUAUUUCGCUGCGGCAGACUUGUCCGGACGGCAGGCGGUCCACUCGGAUGUCCCUGGCACUGCAGAGCUUACCGCAACGACAAGCGAGAACAUCGACCGGGCGCACUUCGAGGUUUUCCUUGUCUACACGAAGUCCACCUUCGUGGAGCAGUCUACGCCGGCCGCUGCUGUGCUAAACGACACACAGGCUGCGGUAAGCAACAUCAGCUUCGUCGACAAGGAUUUGGAUGUGGGCGAACUUGGCGGCACGGUGACAUGGGCUUCUGAGGGUGACGACUUCGCGGUCCAGGACUACCUGGUUUAUGUCGUGCAGAACACUGGCCGGAGCUUGGUCGGAACAUCCCCGGUUGGCAGCAACCAGUUGGCCAUUGAUCAAAACUUUUCACUGCCGCCGAAACAGGAGAUACACAUCUAUUCGCGGUCCAGACUCUUCGAGAGCACCACACCACAGGUCCACAACAUCAGCGACACUGAUGCCAGCGUAUCCAAUGUGCAAUUUUUGGACGAAGACUUGGACAAGUUCGAGCUUGCAGGCCCUGUGGUUUGGACCGAGCCCGCAGAUGCAGCGCAGGUGACACACUACCGCGUAUACUUUGCCACCUCUGCUGUUGGAAUGGGAAGGUCUCAGCUCGGCCAGGAUGUGCCGGCUGGGACCAACUCAGCGUACGUGCCCGACAAUUUCCAGUCCUUGUCGGUGUCGCACAUCCUUCUGUACACCCGGUCAUCGCUUGCAGAGCAGACCACCCCGGUGGCCUUGGAAUUCAUCGAUGAUGCCAUCGAGGUCGAGAACAUUACAUUCACGGACGAGGACCUGGAUCCAUCAGAGCUGGGAGGCCAGGUCGCUUGGGAGCCUCCGAAUUUCACGGCCACUGUGACUCACUUCAUAGUCUACCUCACAACCGACGUCCUUGGCACAAACCGCACGAAGGUGGGCGGCGAGAUACCCUUGGGCACCAACGUGGCCCUGGUACCAGCAGAGACCUUGCUGCGGGAUUGGAAGUACAUCGCAGUCUACAUGAAAUCUCCGGGGGCGGAGCAAACGACGCCCAACAGCCUCGAGAUUAGCGACACUGCACUCCUGGCCUCGGCGGUGUCACUCAUCGACCUCGACCUCGACCCUCUCGAGCUGGGGGGCACGAUAACCUGGACACCACCCGACGAGACUCUGAUCACCGGCUACGACGUCUAUCUUUCUCCCGGACCAACCGCUGACCACCUGGGCGCAUUUGUGAACACCUCUGCCGCAGGGACCACACAGGUCUUCCUUUCUACCGACACGCCACUUCUCAAUUUCUCCUAUGUGCUGGUCUAUGCAAGGUCUGCUCUGGCAGAACAGACGACACCCGCCGCGUCAAUGCUCAACGACUCGUUUGUGCCCAUCCCGGAAGCGAAUUUCACGGACCAGGAUUUGGAUGCUGAGCAAGUUGGAGGAGACCUGGAGUGGGCCGCUGUUGGUGAUGUGGAGCUCGUCUCCGGCUACAACCUGUACCUCUCCGAGUCGGCGGACGGGCGAUCAUUCCGAUCGCAGGUGGGAUCAUUGGCCGCCGAUGCUGCUCGCAGUGUCACCUUCCCAGCCGACAUCCCUCGGACAGCUGUUCAUCGCACGGAUUCACUUGCCUACGCCUUGGUCUAUGCGCGCUCGGCGAUUGCAGAACAGACCACUCCUGGAUUCGCGACAGUAAGUGAUACUUCAAGCACUGUCGGCUCUGUCACCUUUGUGGACAAGGAUCUCGACGAGUCGGAGCUCGGAGGGACGGUGGAAUGGUCUCCUGCUGGUGAUGUCAGCCAUGUCACUCAAUACCUCGCCUUCCUGGCGACUGAUGAGCAAGGUACCAACCGCUCUCUGAUUGGCACGGAAGAGGCGGGAUCGGGAGGCGCCCUGUCGUCGAUCCUGACAGCAGAGCAGCCAUUGGAUGACUUCAGCUUUGUGCUGCUAUACACAAAGUCAGUGCUGGCGGAGCAGACAACACCGCACACAGGUGUUCUGAAUGACACGGUCUCCAGUGUGUCCAAUAUCAGCUUUUGGGACAAAGACCUCGAUGAAGGCGAACUCGGAGGCCGCAUUUAUUGGCUGCCACCUGAGGAGCGGUCCCAGGUGACCCACUACGCCGUGUAUCUCGCGGAAGAGGGAGGCAUUGGACGUUCCCUGGCCGGCACCAGUGCCGUGACAGGACCCGACUACAUAGACCUGCCCGCGGAAGAACCGUUGGGCCUGCGACGCGUCUUAUUGGUCUUUGCUUCUUCGAGUCUCGUGGAGCAGACGACGCCCGAGGUCUUCAACUUCAGCGACACUGUGUCAAGCGUGUCGGCGGUCAGCUUCACAGACGUGGAUCUGGAUGCGCUGGAAAUCGGCGGUGACGUCUUCUGGGAUCCGCCAAACGAGACAUCCCAGGUAGAUGGUUACUCCUUGUAUUUGGACGACGUGACGGUGAACCGCUCUGUCGUCGGUGUUCCUGCAGCUCUGGGCACGAACACGCUGCCGGUACCGACAGAGACCGUGCUUCCUCCCUACACCUCACUGCUCGUGUACACUUUCUCUUCCCUCACGGAGCAGUCGUCGCCGGCGGAGUUGGACAUCAGUGACACCAGCUCGACAGUCACGAAUGUGCUCUUGGUGGACAAAGAUCUAGAUGAAGAGGAGCUGGGUGGCGAGAUCACUUGGACCGAACCGUCGGACACUGCGCAGAUCCGCUUCUAUGCGACUUACAUGGAAGGCCCGACCGUGAACCGCUCGCAGAUUGGAGCUUUCGUCCCCGUCGGAAUUUCGAACACCUCCUUGGAUCCAGACACUCCGCUGGAGAACUACACAGACAUCACGGUCUACACGCGCUCUGGAUUGGUGGAGCAGAGCGUGCCUGCCAUCUACAGCAUCAGUGACGCAUUUGCAGUGGCUCGCACCCUCAGCUUCGAGGAUGAUGAUUUGGAUGGUUUAGAGAUUGCCGGUGAUCUCAUCUGGCAGCCACCCGCGAAUCUUGAUCAAGUCACUCACUAUGUCGCUUACUUGGCCAACAACUCCUUCGGUGCCUGGCGCUCUCAGAUAGGCACCCUGGACAUCCCUGUCGGCACGAACCAGCAGAUUCUGAUGGAGGACACCGCUUGGGAGCCGUACCUCUUGGUUUACACCAAGUCAUCGCUGGCAGAGCAGACCACGCCGGCGUUCCUUUCAGCGAGCGAUUCAUCUUCCUCUGUUCCGAAUGUCACCUUCGUGGACAAGGACUUGGAUGCUGGCGAGAUGGGUGGCACGAUCGUCUGGGCCGAGCCUGAAGACUCAGAGCGCUUAGCUGCCUACACUGUCUACCGAUCGUUUGGAUCCGAUGGCGUGCUGGGCAAAUCCAGGCUUUACAACGAUGUGGCCAAGGGCGCAGGGAACACCGUGCCAGUGAUGCCAGAUAUGCAGAUCGGCGUCUUCUGGUACAUCGCCGUCUACUCCAGGUCCACGCUCUACGAGCAGACCACUCCGGUGGUAGUCGAAAUCAACGACACAGUAGCCAAGGUCAAAAUUUCCAGCUUCAUAGACAGAGACCUCGACGAGAAUGACCUAGGAGGGGUGGUCCUGUGGCAGCCACCGGCAGACGAAUCUGAGGUGGUUCACUACCGCUUCUAUCUCGCAGAAGAUGUCGAGGGGACCGUGCGCACUGCAUUGGGGCUGGAGACCGCUGUCGGAACGAACCAGGAGCUGCUUCCUUCAGAGACUAUCAAGGAGAACAGCACCCACCUCCUGGUGUAUACGGUCUCCACAUUGGCGGAGCAAACGACUCCAGAUGCCCUGCCCAUCAACGAUAUGAUCGCCAGUGUGUCCCAAGUAGCUUUCAUUGAUCAAGACACGGAUUUUGGGCAGCUGGGCGGCGAGGUGACCUGGUUUCCUCCGAGCGACGUUUCGAGGGUCACGCACUACCUUGCUUAUCUCGCGCAAGACGCUGCUGGCACAGCCAAGUCACAGAUCGACGUUGACCUUCCGGAGGGAACCUUGAAUGUCACUGUCAUUGCCGACACGCAGCUGCACCAGAAUACGCAUGUGGUUGUGUACACUCGGUCGUCUCUUGUGGAGCAGACCACCCCAGCUUUCUUUGAGAUUUCCGACACAAUCUCUUCGGUUCCGUACCUUCGCUUUACGGAUCUGGAUCUCGAUCCGCUCCAGAUUGGAGGUUACUUGGAGUGGGUGGCCCCAGAGGACAACUCCACCAUUACGCACUACACUCUGUAUGCCGCAGAAGAUGCGCUGGGUUCCAACAGGACACAGAUAGCGCCUGAGCUUCCGUUUGGGACCACUGCUGCUGUCCUUCCGCACAACUUCGAGCUGGAGAACUACACACACCUGUUGAUUUACACCAAGACGGACGUGAGUGAACAGACUGUGCCUACAUCGCAUUUGAUCACAGAUGAAGUUGCUUCGGUAUCGCGGCUGAUGCUCGUCGACCAGGAUUUGGACUUGUCCGAGAUCGGGGGUACAAUUACCUGGUCACCGCCUACGUCGGUGACUUUGGUGGCCGGCUAUUACGUCUACCUCGCUGAGUCCAUGGAAGGCUUGGGUCGCUCCUUUGUUGGGACCUUUGUGGUCGUCGGGACCAAUUCCAUCGACCUGAGCCCGGACCAUGCCAUCAACAGCUCUCAGUUCGUUGUGGUGUAUGCAGCAUCAUCUUUCGUGGAGCAGACCACCCCCGUGGCCUUCGCCCUCAGCGACUCUGCCUCGCAGGUGCUCGAAGUCAAUUUCACGGACUUGGACUUGGAUGCCGGCGAGCUGGGCGGUGAAGUCACGUGGCUGCCCUCGCCCGAUCAUAUGCAGGUGACCGGAUACUAUGUUUACUUUGCGGAGGCAGAUGGUAGCCUGCGAUCGCUGCUGGGCAACACGACGGAAAAUGUGCAUCAGAUCGAUCUUCCAUCCGACCAGCCGACGGGCACUCUGUCCACCGUCCUGGUGUAUGCUUCCUCCUCCUUGGCAGAGCAGACCACACCACUGGCGCUUGCAUUCAACGACACCGACUCGAGCGUGUCCUCGAUCAACUUCACCGACCGAGAUCUCGACGCCGACGAAAUCGGAGGCACCAUCAGCUGGAAAGAGCCUGCCGAUCCUGCCUUGGUGGCACAUUACGUCGUCUACAUAGCCGAGGAUCAGUUCGGCGGAAACCGAUCACAGGUGGGCUCCGAAGUUCCAUGGAAUUCUUUCGACAUCAGCCUGCUGCCAGAGCAGCCCAUCAGCGAGCCGGACGUUGUGGCCCGGUCCGAUUACGCGCAGGUCCUCGUCUACACGAAGUCGACGCUUGCAGAGCAGUCGACCCCCGUGAGCUUCGCUAUCGUGGACGUGAAUGCCUCUGUCAGUGGCGGGGCCUUCCAAGAGCAGGACCUUGAUGAGGCAGAGCUUGGCGGACCAAUUACCUGGGAAGCACCGGCCGAUCUGACGCACGUCACCCAUUAUGAUGUUUACUUCGUUGAAUUCCCGGAUGCUACAGGAACGAACCGAUCGCAGUUGGGACAUUCUGUCGAGGUGGGCACGAACUUGAUCCACGUUCCUGUAGACUUCCUUCAGGGCACGUUGUCGCACAUUCAGGUCUACACCCGUUCCUCUCUCGUGGAGCAGUCUACACCGCAUGUGUUCGUCAUCAACAAUACGAACGCAAGCGUGUCCAGCAUCGAGUUCCUGGACGACGAUUUGGAUGACAAGGAGCUCGGUGGUAAUCUGACGUGGUUGCCACCGGAUGACAUGGCACAGGUGUCACACUUCGUUUCCUACCUUGCUUCCGAUGUCUUCGGUGGUGCCCGCUCACAGAUUGCCACCCAAGCGUCCGACACAGAGGAGGCUUUCGUGCAGCCCGAGCAGCCCCUGCAGAACUACUCCCAUGUGCUUGUGUACACCAGGUCACUCUUGGCGGAGCAGAGCACACCGGCAAGUUUGCCCAUAAGUGACACAUUCGCCAUGGUGCGAAAUGCUGACUUUUUGGAUCAAGAUCUGGACUACGAUGACCUCGGCGGCACGAUUCAGUGGAAUCCACCAGCCGACAAUGUCAGAACGACUGACUACGUCCUGUAUUUGUCGGUUGGUGCUGAUGGAACUGGCCGGCAGAAGGUGGGACAAGAGCUCGUCGGGACGAACAAGCUGUUGCUGUUGCCGGACACUACGAGGGGCCAGCUUGGCUUUGUGACCGCGUUCGCACGCUCUGUGCUCCUGGAGCAGACCACACCGGCGGCAGUGGCCAUAAGCGACACGAUUGCCAGCGUGUCGGGAGUUGAUUUUCUGGAUUUGGACCUGGACGAGGGUGAAGUUGGCGGAACCCUGACGUGGGAACGACCGCCUGAUCGACAACAGGUGGUGCGCUACAGGCUUUACUUCAGUGUUGCAGACCCCUUAACUGCGGGCCAGCACGUGAAUGGCACACAGGACUGGCUCAAAAUCCCCAAUGGUUCGGUUGAUGUCACCCUGUCCGAGUUGGACUUGGCCCCAGACUUUGCUCUUAGUGGCGAGAGCCAUGUGCUCAUCUACACAGAGUCGAAUCUGGCUGAGCAAACCACACCGGUGGGCAACCCUCUGAACGAUUCCAUUGCAGUUGUUAGAAACGUCUCCUUCACAGACCUUGACCUGGACGAUGACGAGCUCGGGGGAAACGUGACGUGGCUGGACCCUCCACCGGAGCAGCAACCGGACCUGGUUGAUUUCGUGGACGUUUACUUGUCAGAGGACAGUGAAGGUGCCGGCCGCUCUCAGAUCCAAGUUGGGCAGGCCUCUGCAAACACCAUUGAGCUGGCAGCCGAGACCGCUUUGAGGUCCUUUCGUCACAUCCUGGUCUUCACCCGCUCCAGCCUGGCGGAGCAGUCGACGCCUGUGGCCUUCCCGAUCAGUGACACAGGCCGCUAUGUUACGAGUCUGCUUUUCACCGAUCAGGACUUGGACUGGGAUGAGUUGGGCGGCAAUUUGAGCUGGCAGCAACCGGUUGAUGCGAGCCUGGUUGCGCAUUAUGUCGCCUACCUAGCCACAACACCGGUUGGGGCAGACAGAGCUCACAUAGCAGAGUUGGAGGCAGGAUCGACGGUAACCUCCAUCAGCGAAGACACGGCUGUUGAGAAUUACACCCAUCUGCUCCUCUACACCAAGUCCAUCCUGGUGGAGCAGACCACCCCAAUGGCUGUAAACAUCAGCGACACUGUGGCGAGCGUGUCGUCAGUUCAAUUCGUAGACCAGGAUCUGGAUAUUGAUGACCUGGGUGGCGAUGUCACGUGGGCAGAGCCCUUCAACGACAUUGAAUUUGUCCACUUCUACGAUGUGUAUCUUGCCAACAGCAGUGCUGGUGCAUUCCGCUCGCAGCUCGGGCUUCCAAUGCCACAGGGCCUGGCGCAGACGAGCGUGCCAGUGGAUUUGACGAAGGGGCUCUUCUCCCACAUCGUUGUCUACACUCGCUCCGUCCUUGUGGAGCAGACGACUCCGGUGGGGCUGGAAAUCAGCGACACCUCAUCCGACGUGCAGAAUGUGACGUUCACAGAUCUUGACCUCGAUCUCGGGGACCUCGGGGGCCACGUCUACUGGGAAACACCACUGGAGUCCUCCCAGGUGGCCGCUUAUCGUGUGUACCUGGCGUUCGACGAAACCGGCAGGUCACGGUCGCAAAUCGGCACAGACGUCUUCGUAAACUCGUCUCGCAUUGCCCUCUUGCAACCAGAUCACACAACUGGCUCGUACCAGCGAAUCACCGUGUACAGCAAGUCCGACCUUGCUGAGCAGACCACCCCAGUGGCAUUCCAGUUGGAAGACACCGAGUCUGUUGUGACGGACACGAACUUCACAGACCUCGAUCUGGAUGGUGCGGAGCUCGGUGGUACUAUCUUUUGGUCGCCAGCUGGAGACACGGACUUGGUGGUCGCCUACGACUUGUACUUGAGCGAAAGCGCCAUUGGCGACUCUCUGUCCCGCAUCAAUGAGUCCUUGCCUGUCGGCACUCACGAUGUCUUUGUGCCUCCUGAAUUCCCACUGGGCAAGAGCACACACAUCGUGAUCUUUACUCGAUCUUCUUUGGUUGAGCAAACCACGCCUGCCUUCAUCAACAUCAGUGAUGCUGAUUGGAAUGUUCCAGAGGUGUCUUUCUUCGAUAUGGACCUGGACGGUGGUGACUUCGGGGGACAGGUGAGCUGGUUGCCACCAGCUGAAGUCGUGCUCGUGGCCCACUACUCCGUCUACUUGGCUGCGAACACCUCUGGCGACCUCCGUUCCCAGAUAGGUGAGGAUAUCCCGAAAGGCACGAACUAUGUGGACCUCCUGCCCGAGCAGCCGCAAGGACCCCACACCCACAUCGUUGUCUACACGAAGUCCUCGCUGGUCGAGCAGACCACUCCAUCUUUUCUCGAGCUCAACGACACCGCUUCUUCCGUUUCCGGGAUUGUGUUCGUUGACCGGGAUCUUGACGAAGAGGAGUUGGGAGGCGAUAUUACUUGGGUCAAGCCCAUCGACUUCUCGCAAGUCACGCUCUACUCGGUUUAUCUGUCAGCCACCUUCGAUGCUGAAAACCGGUCAAGGGUCGCGGAGGACCUCCCAAUCGGUACAAAUUUAGCUCAGUUGCCGGCUGAGACGCCCAUCCGGUGGUUCGAGUAUGUCAACAUUUACACCAAGUCGCCUGUGAUUGAGCAGACGACCCCGGCAUCACUGCUGAUCUCGGACACGAACGCGCAGAUUGGCGAUGUGGAGUUCCUGGACCAGGAUUUGGAUGAAGAGGAGCUGGGCGGCAAUGUCACCUGGAUAGUCACACGUGACCUUCAGCUCAUCGCCAACUUCACUGUGUAUUUCACCGAGAACGACACCUGGCAGACGGGGCGCAGCAGGGCGGGGCAGGAUGUCGCACCGGCGGAAUUUGCAGAGCUGUUCGUCCCGCCCGACACCGAACCGCCUUUGGAAACUUACAGCUGGGUUUCAGUUUUUCCAAGCUCUCUGAUUGCCGAGCGGACCACACCCUUCGCGGCGCCAAUCAACGACACCAUCUCACCUGUGCUGAAUGUUUCCUUCCUGGACCUGGAUUUGGAUUUGAGUGACCUUGGUGGGAAUAUUUCCUGGGAGCCGCCGCUGGAAGCCUCGCAGGUCACGCACUACCUGGUAUACCUUGCUGCGAAUGCUUCUGGAGCCGGGCGGUCCAUGGUCGGCAGCGAGGUACCAUACGAUUCGCUGUCGGCACUGCUGGAUGCAGAAACACCCCGGCUCGAUCGAGACUACAUCGUCGUCUACACUCGAUCCUACUUGGUCGAGUCGACCACUCCCUCGUACUUCCCCAUCUCGGACACUUACUCCGUCGUGCAGGUGAACUUCACGGACAAGGAUCUAGACGACUCGCAGAUUGGAGGCACAAUUUCUUGGACCACUCCCGAGCCAGACUUCAACCCCUUGGUGUCGUUCUUCACUCUGCAUCUAGCAGACGACGCGUUCGGUUUGAACCGCUCGCAGAUUGAGUCGACCCUGCCUUGGCAUCUUCAGGAGGCAGCUCUGCCAGCUGAAGUCUACUAUGACACGGCUACGCACUUCGUCGUGUUCACUGGCAGCACCCUGGUGGAGCAGACGACGCCAUCGGCGCUUGCGAUUUACGACGCGGAUGCCAGCGUCUCCAACAUAACGUUUCAAGACAAGGACCUGGAUGAGUCCGAGAUGGGUGGGGACAUCUUCUGGGAUGCACCGCUGGAUGCUGACCAGGUGACCUACUACGCCGUCUUUAUCCGUCCAGACCCUCUGGGCCAGCGAUCGCAGGUGGCAGGUUAUGGUCCUGCUGGUCUCGUUCCUGCUGGGGUGGAGCAAGAGUUCAUCAAUGCUGACACCUCGAUUGGCACCUUCCAGGAAGUGGCCGUCUACACGCGCUCUAGCCUCGUGGAGCAAUCAACAGCCGUGGCAAUCCCGAUUGUAGAUGAAAUCGCUACUGUGGGCAGCAUCCACUUCAUGGACAUUGACCAGGACAUCGAUAUGCUGGGCGGGCAGUUCCUCUGGGUUCCACCAAAUGACACUUCGGAGGUGGCAUUCUAUGUCGGCUACUUUGCGAUUACCCCAGGCAUGCUUUCAGGAAGCCGCAGGUUCGAGUUCGAGAUUCCUGGGCACCUCAACUCCUACGACUUGCCGUUCCAGACCCCACAGUCAGGGUACAACUACUUCUCCAUCUACACGAAGUCGUCGCUCGCAGAGCAGACGACACCCAACUCUGUCGAAGUCAUCGACUUUUGUCAGAAUGUGCCCACUUUGGAGAAUCAGUCUCUGUAUGUGGAGGAAGGCGUACACUUGCUGGACAUCUAUGAUGUUCCAGAAGUCGUGAUCACGAAGUUUACAAGAGUCAGCGAGGACGGGCUGUCUCUGGAGUUCGCACCUUUGCGGCGUGGCCCUGUCUACAUGAUCAUCACGGACACCGUUGCCGUGGCAGGCAUGACCAACACGGACGUGCAGUCGCUGGUCAAUGCCCUAGGUGGGCCCAAUUGCCGCAUCCCGGGCAAUCUUAUGGUGAGCUGCACCAACAUCACCUUCCAGCUCUCCGGAUGCUCGCUGAGCGUUGGGGGCAGCUUUAACUAUCGCCUUUGGGUCCUGCAAGAGGAUGAAGAAACGGGUACUAUCGGUGAGGCAGCCUACAUUGACUUCAUUGUGGCUUCCGUUGUCUUCGACCAAGGUCCCUUCAUCUACUUUCGGAAUUCUUCUGCCGUCGCCCUGCAGUAUAUCCCCAGCCACGAGGGCUUCGAGUGGAUGUAUGCUGUCCCCACCGCUGGCGGAUAUGCUGAUCAGGUGCUUCUCGGCGAUGACCGGAUCAUGUGGGUCCGGAGGGUGAAAUCGCUGUAUCUGGCUUCUGGAGGCAGAAAGUGCCAGAACGCACGAGUGCCCAUUUUUGGAAAAGAAGCAAAGAUCUCGUUCCUCUAUGACUGCGAGUUCACGCUUGGCCAGGAGUACCGAAUCUUCAUUCUCCUCGAAGAUGGGUUCAACCGACAUGAUGGCACACUGAAAACCGUGGACUUCGUUUACCAGGGAGAGAUGACCGUGAACUCGGCUAUUCCCUACUCACACCCGGUGCCCUCCGCCACGAGGUGGCGCUUGGUCCCUCUCAGUCUGGUUUCGACGGAGUGGAAGGUCCAGCACUUGCGGAUGUUUUCGGAUGUGACGUGCUCACGCAGUGUGGCUGCAUACCCCGCGCCUUACCGAGAUCUGCUGCUCAGCACUUGGGACGAAGGCCAACCACUUCCGACAGGAUUUCCGUUUUCAGACCCGGGCCCUUUGCCGCUGGAAAGCCUGUUCGAGGAUGGGCUCGGUCCGGGAUUCCUCUCGGGUCGUCCCUGUGGUCCUGGCGACUGCCACAUUGGAUUCAGCUUCGGAAGCGGCCUGUCUGGAGCGAACGACGUGAACGUUGCCGUGAAGGUGGGAUGCGUGGAAGUGACGCAGUCUGACGCCAGCGGGGAGUUUGCAGAAAGCCUGGAGCUGCAGUACUACGACGGCUCACAAUACAUAUCUUAUCGCCAGGCUUUCAACCUCGCUGGCGGCAUCUCCUUCGUACCGACCUUCAAUGGCACCGUCGGACUCCACGUGGCCUCGGCUGUGGCGACACCAAUCUGGAGACAAGGUGUUGCUUGGAACUUGGCAUUUCUGAGCUUUGCCGACUUAGCACCAUCGAGGAAACUCUUUGGUGGAGAGACCAUCCUACGUGUUUUCCGGACGCAGACAUGCGCAGAGGACGGUAAACAGCUGUCCACGGGACAAAGCAUCAACUCGCUUGCAAUGCAGAUCAGCUUGCUUGACUUGGCUGUUGUCACCACAGGCAUCGUCGGCCCCAAUGCCUUCGUCGUUUCGGAGCCGCUACAAGUGCCCGUUCUGCCGGGCCAUGUACCACUGUUCUCAGCCAAGGACCACCAGAAGCAGAUGGCCACCGCAGUGCUCAGCAUCGGCCGCCUCUUCUCCGCAGAAGCGCAGGCUCUGAUGGCCCGCAGCCUCGUUCAGCGGAUUGUUUCACACCUGCGUCAGCCUCCAGGUGCGGAUGUCGACGCGCGGCAAGCCUGGGAUGCCCUGGAUGCCCUGAAGCCCUCAAGGGGCUGGUCUGCGGCAGCCGGCGUUCCUCAGGCCUUCGCCUCGGUGGACAGUCAGGGACGGACAGCGCUACGCCUCGCCGUGGAGGGUGGCCAUUUGAAUUGCGUGCAGCCCCUCAUUGAGGCAUGCUGCAGUCUUCGUUCUGUGACCGAGGACCUGCGGUCGCCCCUCACCGCGGCAAUCGAGCAAUGCCGCGGCCAGGAGCUUCUGCGCCUGGACAGCAACAUGUUGGGCCUCAACAAAGACCAGCUGCGCCUUGCAGGACAGCUUUGCAAGAUCGUGAGUUCCAAAUCGGUUGGACAGCUUGAUGACAUGGCAUCGCAGCUUUCCAGUCACUUCGGGGUACGAGGCAGCUCGCCGUCACGCGGCGCGUCUGGUACGAGUUCUCCUCCACCGCUUCCUCCGAAAGAGGUGUCAAGAUCGUCAUUUUCCAAGCCAGUCCCUAGUGAGUGGUCACCGGACAUCUUGCUGCUGGUGCUUGAGUUGUGCCAGAGCGGGAAGGCUCGGCGCGAACUGCUCCAGCCUGCCACUUGUUCGGGCCUGUGGCGGGUGAGCCUGCAGCAGAACCUUCACAACCUGGCCAAGAAGCUCGCGAUUUGGAUCGGACUGUCUGUCAACGCGCGAGGUGGGGAGAGCUCACGAAGUCAGCUCUUGGACGUACCGCCAUACGCCUCCGAAGACUCAGCUUUGGGCCUAAUGCUGGAACGUGCGGUAGAAGAUCCUCAGUGGCUGAACGCUUCGAGAAUCUUGCUCCACGUGGGUGCGAGCACCACUGCCACGCUGCACGGCCAGCCCCUCUUGAGCUUUGUGCAGGAGCAGGCCGACAACAACCAACCCGGUUUCAAUGAUCUCCUGGAGCCAUUCCUGCGGCGGCUGGGCCAGGACAUCGACCCAUGGGUGCAGCCAACAGCGUUGUUGGAGGAUCGGACAGCCGAAUGUCCAAUAUGCCUUGAGACGCUUUGGACCUCGACUCCCACGGCGUUUGUAAAACUCGUCGAAGGUGGCGGGCAGAGCGUCUUCCAUGUGAUUUGCGCGCAUUUCUUCUGCUUUGACUGUGCCAGCCAGCAGUACAUGAAGCAGCAGCAGGCGCAGGCAAACGAGUACUUCUGCCCGACUUGUCGCGCCACAGCUCACGAGGUCAUGCCCAUGCCCGACAUUGCCGUCAAUCCAAGGCUGUGGUUUCAGUUUCUGGAUGUGAAUCGAUCCGGGCAGAUUGACCAAAACAUGGCAGUUCAGGCAUUGGAGGCAAUGCUCCCCAUCGACACGGAACGCCUUCACGAGUCCAUCGCUGGCGGGUGGGCAGCUUGGGCCAAGGGUCAUGUCACGGAGAACGACUUCUUUUCGAAAGGAGGCCUUCUGGAAUGGAUCCGUGCACAUCAGCAUGACCUCGCUAACACCGCGAAGCGGGGAGCUGCGCCUUCGUUGCCGGCAGAUGACCUCCAAGACUGGUUUCGGCAUUGGGAUGUCGAGCAUCGAGGAACCCUCGACAAGGGCCAGGUGCUGCGUGCCUUGUGCGAGGCUUCCAAAACUUCGUCGCUCGAAACAAGGCGUAUCCAGGAGCUCAAGGAAGGAAUCACAAUGGUCUGGGACAAGUACGACUUGUCCCUCGGCCUGACCCGCCAGCACUGCAAAGAGCCAAAGCUGGCGGCAGAUCUCGCAGCUCUGACAGAGAAGGUGGCUGGAAUGGCCUGA
Symbiodinium sp. CCMP2592 is the source of this 15870-nucleotide messenger RNA. The record is from the annotation of a GenBank genome assembly. NCBI's taxonomy places the organism in Eukaryota, Dinophyceae, Suessiales, Symbiodiniaceae.